Molecule: messenger RNA, 1702 nt
Organism: Cryptococcus deneoformans JEC21
Lineage: Eukaryota; Fungi; Basidiomycota; Tremellomycetes; Tremellales; Cryptococcaceae
Exons: 5
Coding region: 78-1430 (450 amino acids)
Biological process (GO): retrograde vesicle-mediated transport, Golgi to endoplasmic reticulum
Cellular component (GO): Golgi apparatus; membrane
Source: RefSeq, a predicted model, not a curated record
CCAAGCGUAAUUAACACCCCCCCCCCAUUCCCUAAUUAACACCGCCCUUUAAAACAUCAACUCUACGAAACAUCCCCAUGCCGUCGAUCACCCUGCUCCCCUUCCUCCACGCGGUCCCCCCCGCCACCCGCGCACUCACCGCCGCCCUCCUCCUCCCCACCGCCGCCGCCCUCCUCCUCACCCACCUCGGCACCCCCCCCGCCGCCCUCCCCUGGCUCCUCCUCGUCCCCGCACACAGCUGGAAGUAUCCCUGGGUCCUCCUCACCGCCGCCUUUGUCGAGCUCGGCCUCAUCAACGCACUCGUCUCCGCCGUCGCCCUCCCCCUCGCCUGCAGGUACCUCGAGCGCGUAUGGGGCGCACGCGAGCUCCUCCGCUUCUGCUGCAUCACCGUCGUCGGCUCCAACCUCAUCGCCUUUGGCUUCAGCUGGAUCGUCUGGCUCCUCUUUGGAUCCGAAGACGCAUUGUAUGGCCUGCCGUACCACGGCAUGACCGGGCUCCAGGUCGGCUUCCUCGUCGCGUUCACCCAGCUUAUCCCGGAGCAUCAAGUGCAGCUCCUGGGCAAGAUUAAGCUUCGUGUCAAGUCCCUCCCCGGCAUCCACCUCCUCAUCUCCAACGUCCUCGUCAUCCUCCUCGGCCCCUCCCCCUUUAUGCUCAUCCAAUUCGGAUUCUUCGUCGCCUGGGUCUACCUCCGUUUCUUCAAACCCUCUCCCGACGGCGGUCUCUUCAGAGGCGAUAGGAGCGAGACCUUUGCAUUCCAAUACUGGUUCCCCCCUGUUGUCAGGCCAUACAUCUCGGUCGUCGCAAACCACGUGUACACCCUCGCCACCCGCAUCCACCUCGUCCAAGCAUGGGACGCCCCAGCCGGCGAAUACAGUCUUCUCCCCGGUCCCGGGUCCGCCGCCUCUGCCUCGGGUAUGGGAAGUGGCGUCGGUGGGCUGGGAGGGGGAGCGAGGGCGGAAGCGGAGCGAAGAAGGGCAUUAGCGCUCAAAGCGCUUGAUGCAAGGCUCGCUUCUACCCCUUCCCCUGCUCCCGCGCCUGCUCCCGUCCCCGCCGCCGUCCCCGCCGAAAAUGCAAGCGGACUCGGAGCAGGGAGUGCAGCUGCAAAAGAUAUUCCCGCUCCCCCCGCUGCUUCAGUUGAACCUACCCCCGCUCCCGCCGCCAACCCCUCACCCUCAACCGCCAACCCCUCAACCGCAACCGCAACCUCACCAUCCAAACCCACGACGACAAUCGCCCCCACGCUUGAAUCUGCACCUCUAGCUUCAACGCAACCCACCCAGCCACAGCCACAGCAGGGGCAGCCGCAGGGGCAGGGGAAGAAGGGAAAAGGAAAAGGAAAGGGUAAAAAGCCAUCGUCAUCGUCACCGCCACCAUCUGCUUCCCAAGCUCAGGCUGAAGUCGAGGCUGAAGAGAAGGAAAAGGGAGAGUAAUCGAGUUGGGAUGAGUGGGCGCGAGGAUGGGCGCUGACCAAAACAAAAAAAAAAAAGUCGAAAAAUGAAAAAAAGGAAAAAUGGAUAACCUUGGUGGUGAGAUGAUAGAGAAUGCUUUUUUAGAGUCUGAUUUAUUCAAUCUUUCGCUUUGAGAUUUUGAGCUUUGAAGGAUUGUUUUGUUUUUUUUUGGAAAAACAUGUGGAAAGUAGGCGCGAAAAUAGAGAUACCCCCGAAGAAUGUAUCAAAGAAAAGCAAUGAAACUCAAAGCGAUC